AUGCCACCAAAAAAGACCAAACCUGCUGCCGCUGUUGAAGGCUUGACUUUUCCCGCAGCUACUCCAGCUAGUCGAGAUCCCAAUCCAAUGAUGUUCUACGACGCUUGCUUGGCUCCGUUGGGAUAUACUCGUACCAUCACCAUGGAGGACAGGAAGGCUUUUGCCUAUGGUCCUCCAGGCCAAUACAUUCUAUGGCUUGGUCAAGCAGAUGACAAGCAUAUGAAACAGAAACUACCACCUACCGGAAAUCGUUACACUGGGUUACAUAUUUGCUUGAUGGCUCCUAGCCGAAAGGCAGUCCAUGAAUUCCAUGAAGCUGCUCUGGAAAAUGGAGGAAAAGAUGAGGGAGCUCCUGGACUCCGACCUUAUGUCACCAACUACUAUGCCGCCUAUGCUAUGGAUCCAGAUGGAUGGAAAUUGGAAAUAUGUUUCAUGGAUGCUCCUACAGCUGAUGAAGAUGAAGGCAUUGGAAAGGAAGAGAAGAAGAAGGACUCGACCGAUGCUACUGAAGAGACUGCUGAAGGUCUCAAAGACGCUGAGGCUGAAGAAGAGGAACAUGGAUCUGCUCCAGAAGAAAAGGAAGAAAAGAAAACCAAGAAGACCAAGGCUGCUCCCAAAGGUCGAAAGCCAAAGGCAGCUAUUGUUGAGGAAGCCGACGAAGAUGAACCUGACAUUGUACCUGAAAAGGAAGCAGAAAAAGAAGAAGCACCUGCUGGUCGAAGCAAACGCGCACGAGCUCCACCCAAGCCCGUCGUCAAGUCAGAAGACGACGACGACGAAGACGAAGAACCAGCUGGUGAUGAUGGAGAUUCAGAUGAUGCACCCAAGAAGAGGUCAAAGGCAGCAGUAAGCAAAGGUGGUAAGAAACCUGCUGCUUCUAAAGCUAAAGGUAAAAAGUAG
This is a messenger RNA of Synchytrium microbalum, 900 nucleotides long. RefSeq lists its product as uncharacterized. Lineage: Eukaryota; Fungi; Chytridiomycota; Chytridiomycetes; Synchytriales; Synchytriaceae. The coding region runs from base 1 to 900 and encodes 299 amino acids. The record is from RefSeq and is a predicted model, not a curated record. The transcript has 8 exons.